AGCCCGUGACCUGCAAGCACAAUAUUUGAUCUGGGAUCUAGGGCGGGCACCAGCCUUUGCAAACCAGGAGACACACUCACAUGCUGCUUGAGACACGGGAGAUCCCGGAGACGAGCAGCGAGGCUUUGGAAAGGAGGCUCUUAGCUUGGUCCCUCCAGCAUCAGCACCAUGCGUUGGGCCACCGUCCUGAUCAUCGCUGGGCUCUGCGGAGCCUCCCUGGGCCAGUAUAAUGAAGAAGAAGACAUGGCUUGGUUACAGUACUACAUACGGCAGUCCCGUAUGUCCUCCUAUAACUACAUGCCCUACUACGAGGAUGAGAACACCCCUUACGUGUACUCUUACCUCCCAGCUCCAGACACAGAGGCAGAGCCCGGCCCUGAACCUCAGCAAGCCUCUUCCUGGCAAUGUCCCCAAGAGUGUGAUUGUCCCCCUAACUUCUCAUCAGCCAUGUACUGUGACACCCGUAACCUAAGGUACCUGCCCUUCGUGCCUUCCCGGAUGAAAUACGUCUACUUCCAGAACAACCAGAUCACCGCCAUCCAAGAGGGAGCUUUUGACAAUGCCACGGAGCUGGAAUGGCUCGCACUGCACAACAACCAGAUCACCAGCGAGAAGAUGGGCAAGAGGGUCUUUGCCAAGCUCAAAAACCUGGAGAGGUUGUACAUGAACAACAACAACCUAACCAAGAUGCCCAGCCCCUUGCCCCGGUCCCUGAGAGAGCUCCACUUGUCUUACAAUCAGAUCUCCAAGGUCCCCUCCAACGCUCUGGAGGGCCUGGAGAACCUCACAGCCCUGUACCUCAGCCACAACUACAUUUUUGAGAUGGGAGCAUCCCUCAAAGGGCUCAAGUCCUUGAUCCUUGCUGAUCUGAGCUACAACCACCUCAGGAAAGUCCCUGAUGGGCUCCCAAUGGCUUUGGAACAGCUCUACCUAGAGUACAACUACAUCAACACCAUCCCUGAUGACUAUUUCAAGGUCUCUCCCAAGCUGCUGUAUGUACGGAUGUCCCACAACAGCCUGACAAAUCAAGGUCUCUCUACCAACACUUUCAACAGCAGCAGCAUCCUCGAGCUGGACCUCUCUUACAACAGGCUCCAGAAGAUCCCCCGGGUCAGCACCAACCUCGAGAACCUCUACCUUCAAGGGAACCAAAUCAACGAGUUCUCCAUCAGCAGCUUCUGCACCGUGGUGGACGUCAUGAACUACUCCAGGCUCCAGGUCCUGCGGCUCGAUGGGAACGAGAUCAAGCGAAACGCCGUGCCGCCCGACGCCCCGCUGUGCCUGCGGCGUGCCACCAUCAUCGAGAUCUAGCCCGGCCCCCUCCUCAUCCUCAGGACUUGGCUUCCCCGUUCCUGGGGAGACACUCACUCCCA
Cariama cristata (Red-legged seriema) is the source of this 1373-nucleotide messenger RNA. It is a transcript of the gene FMOD, whose product is annotated as fibromodulin. NCBI's taxonomy places the organism in Eukaryota, Metazoa, Chordata, Aves, Cariamiformes, Cariamidae. The record is from RefSeq and is a predicted model, not a curated record. Gene Ontology annotation, molecular function: protein binding. The transcript is spliced from 3 exons. Bases 169 to 1311 code for a protein of 380 amino acids.